Messenger RNA from Uloborus diversus, 381 nucleotides. RefSeq names its product late histone H2B.L4-like. Gene Ontology annotation, molecular function: protein heterodimerization activity; structural constituent of chromatin; DNA binding. The transcript has a single exon. The coding region runs from base 1 to 381 and encodes 126 amino acids. Lineage: Eukaryota; Metazoa; Arthropoda; Arachnida; Araneae; Uloboridae. The record is from RefSeq and is a predicted model, not a curated record. Gene Ontology annotation, cellular component: nucleosome.
AUGUCGCCUCAAACUCAACAGAAUGGAAAGUCCAUCAGAAAGGCUGGAACGGCUCAAAACGUGUCCCGCCCUUCGGAUAAACGCAAGAAAAAUAAGAAAAGGAAGGAAAGUUAUAGUAUUUACAUCUACAAGGUGUUGAAACAAGUGCACCCCGACACAGGCAUAUCAAGUAAAGCCAUGUCAAUCAUGAACAGUUUUGUCAAUGAUAUCUUUGAUCGCCUUGCUGCAGAAUCUUCGCGUUUAGCUCUCUACAACAAACGGUCUACCAUUACUAGCAGAGAAAUCCAGACAGCAGUUCGUUUGAUGUUACCUGGAGAACUCGCCAAGCACGCAGUUUCUGAAGGAACCAAAGCUGUAACAAAAUACACUAGCUGUAAAUGA